Andrographis paniculata is the source of this 2465-nucleotide messenger RNA. Its product is annotated as purple acid phosphatase 18-like. The transcript has 5 exons. Gene Ontology annotation, molecular function: metal ion binding; acid phosphatase activity. Bases 112 to 1404 code for a protein of 430 amino acids. The record is from RefSeq and is a predicted model, not a curated record. NCBI's taxonomy places the organism in Eukaryota, Viridiplantae, Streptophyta, Magnoliopsida, Lamiales, Acanthaceae.
AUAUUUUUAGAUACGCGCAUUCUAUAUUUCUAUGUAUGUAAAGAAGAAUUGGAAUUUUAUUUAGUCAUUUCUCGUCAAUAGGUGGAUGAACAGAAGGGCGACUCAGCAGCCAUGGAAGUGUUGAAGCUGGCUUUGGCAAUGAUGGCAGUGCUAGCAGUGUGUGCCAGGGCGGAGUAUGUUAGGCCUCCGCCUCGGAAGACGCUGUCGUUUCCGUGGAGCAAGAAGGCUUCUUCUGUGCCUGAACAGGUUCACAUCUCCUUAGCUGGGGAGAAACACAUGCGCAUCACAUGGGUCACUAUGAAUGCUCAUUCCCCUUCUAUAGUUGAAUACGGGACAUCACCGCAUAACUACAGCUUUCGCGCACAAGGAUACAGUGCUAGUUACAAUUAUCUCCUCUACACCUCUGGAACGAUACACCACACGGUUAUUGGUCCUCUGGAAGACAGUGCAUUGUAUCACUACCGAUGUGGCGGUGAAGGUCCUGAGUUUCAGCUGAGAACCCCACCUUCUCAGCUCCCAAUCACUUUUGCUGUGGUGGGUGAUUUAGGGCAGACAGAGUGGACCAAGUCUACUUUGGACCAUAUAGAGCAGUGCAAAUACGACGUGCUCCUGCUUCCUGGAGACCUAUCGUAUGCUGAUUAUGUGCAGAGGAGCUGGGACACGUUCGGGGAGCUUGUGCAGCCUCUUGCGAGCUCAAGACCAUGGAUGGUGACUCAAGGGAACCAUGAGGAGGAGCGCAUACCGUUGCUGGAACACAGUUUCAAAUCGUAUAAUGCGAGAUGGAAGAUGCCCUAUGAGGAGAGUGCAUCUGGUUCGAACCUUUAUUAUUCUUUUGAAGUGGCUGGAGUUCAUGCUAUCAUGCUUGGAUCAUACACUGAUUAUGAUGAGAAUUCCGAGCAAUACGCUUGGCUGAAGGCUGAUCUUGCAAAAGUGGAUCGUAAACGCACGCCCUGGUUAAUUGCGCUCUUCCAUGUUCCAUGGUACAACAGCAAUGAGGCUCAUCAAGGCGAGGGCGAUAGCAUGAAGGCAUCCAUGGAAAAGCUGCUUCAUGCUGCAGGCGUAGAUGUGAUGCUUGCUGGCCAUGUUCACGCCUACGAGCGCACAGGUCGCGUCUACAAUGACAAACGAGAUCCUUGCGGAGCUGUCCACAUCACCAUUGGCGAUGGUGGAAACCGAGAAGGUUUGGCAAAUGCUUACCUGAAUCCCCGGCCCGAGUGGUCUAUCUUCCGGGACGCGAGCUUUGGCCAUGGCGAGCUGACUAUAGUCAACUCGAGCCAUGCACUAUGGAGUUGGCAUAGGAACGAUUACGAUGAACCGGUUAGAUCAGAUCAAGUCUGGAUAACCUCAUUGCUCGACUCCGGAUGCCUCGGCGACGCUCACCGGAGCCUUCAGCCGGAGCCGUAGAACGGGUAUGUAGUUUUUUUAGCUGAUCUAUGUGAAUAUAUAUAUAUAUAUAUAUAUAUGAUGCUACACAAUAUGUUACAUAUGGUGCAUUUUAUUAUCUGGUGUGGCUAAAUAUUAGGUAAAGAAAAAAAGUAGAAUUAAAAUUUGAAUUGAAGCCGAGUUGAAUCUUGAAGUUCCCAUUUAUUCUUGAUUCUUUUCCACUCAUGACCUUUUUUAAAAAAAAUAAAAUAAAAUAAAAUAAAAUUAUAUACAUAAAUUUAAAACUAGAAGUAUUUAAAUUCCUUAUGUGAAAUUAUAGUGGAUGGAUUUAUAGUUGAUUGAAGGCUCUCUUUAAAUAAAAAAUAUGUAUUCACAUUUGAUAUAAACAAAUUUGAAUGUUUCUAUGGAAAAUAAAUUUUUAAUAUAAUAUUUUUAAUAAAAAUAAGUAUUUGAUUUAAUUAUUUUUUUGUUAAUUUUUUCGAAACAAUCUUUAUAGAGUUGUCCAUAACCCUGUCUUGUUGUUUGCGUCAAUGUGCCCAAACGGGACAUAAAUGUAAAUUCUAAUCUAUAUGUGGUCUCUAUAAAUGAUUGAACUAUUUGAUUCGAUGAAUUUAUGGUGUGUUAGCUCAACAAAUUAAUAAAUGUUUAAUAAAAUAAUUAUAUUAUGACUCUGUCACAAAUCGUGCUAUAUGCAACAAGUUUGGUGGAGGAUGACGAUCUAUAUGUCACCAACUCAACUCAUUAUUGAAUCAUUUGAUUCAAGUACAUCUAUUUACAUAGAGAGUUUGAAAAUUUUUUUGCACUAUUCAUCUAUAAUAAUUUUUAUUAUAAAUAUCAUAUGGAAAAUUCUCACCCAGUGAUCAUAAUUUUAAGACUUUUGUAACAUUAAUAGUCAAUGGUCGUAAGCACAUAAUUUCAGUUAUUAAACUGGGACGUAUGCAAGCAGGCACGUAUUCUGCUUACAUCAUAUAUAUAUAUAUAUUUUUCUUCCCAUUCUCUUUCUUAUGACACAUCAGUUUUCUCUCUUCUUAAAGAAUUCUAAUUAUAUUUUACACUGACGAUGAAGAAUCUAUUAAAAUCUC